AUGGAGAGUGCAACUGGCUCAAGAAAUGAGUAUGACGUGUUCUUGAGUUUUAGAGGGCUUGAUACACGCCAAACAUUUACCGAUUGUCUUUAUGAAGCCAUGAAAGGUACUGGAGUCCGUGUUUUCAGAGAUGAUGAUGAAAUCCAAGGAGGGCAAAACAUCAAAGACGAGCUUUGGCAAGCGAUUGAGAGCUCCAAAAUCUACAUGCCCGUCUUCUCUAAGACCUACGCGUCAAGUAAAUGGUGCCUCAAGGAGCUGGUGAAGAUGAUAGAGGUUACAUCCCGAUCAAAUGGAACGAAAGAGAUCCUUCCCAUUUUCUUCGACGUGAACCCAGGUGAUGUCAAGCUUAAAACUUCACUUUACAAAAAUGAGCUAUCCAAUCAUGCGAAGAUGUAUGAAGCUGACAAAGUAAAAGCGUGGGAAAAGGCGCUCAUGGAGGUUGGCAAGCUUAAGGGAUGGAAACCGAGAAACGUAGGCCAUGGCAGACUCAUCACAUCGGUCGUUGAAGAUGUUUUAAUUAAGCUGAACAACAGAAACAAGAUUCUGACCAAACAUUUAGUGGAAGAUCGCAAGCAGGUCGACGCUGUAAUGGAACUGCUGGACAUUAAUUCUGGCGGCACUCAUUCUGUGGGAAUCCGUGGGAUUGGGGGAAUCGGCAAAACGACACUUGCGAAAGUUAUUUUCAACAAAUUAUCCCCUCACUUUGACUGCAGCAGCUUCCUCGAAAAUGUUCGAGAGAUAUCACGACGGUCAGAUGGCCUUGUGUACUUGCAGAAGAAACUCUUAUCAAGCAUUCACCGAUCAAGAAAUAAUGAACUUUAUGAUGUUGAUUGUGGGAUCGACAUGAUAAGAAGACAGCUUUCAAAUAAAAAGGUUCUCAUUGUUGUUGAUGAUAUGGAAGAGAAAGAUCUUCUGGAAAAGCUAGUUGGUGAGUGUGAUGGGCUGAAAUCUGGUAGUAGAGUCAUCAUAACCACUAGGAACUUAAGUGCCAUUCGAAAUGAACCAAAAACAAUCUUGGAUUAUGAAGUCAGGGAAAUGGAAUCUGAUCAAUCCCUUCAGUUGUUUUGUAGACAUGCUUUUGGAAAAGACUUUCCUCCAGGUGAUUAUGAAAGUCUUGCAAGGGAAAUUGUGUCUACUUUGGGGAACCUUCCGUUAGCUGUGGAGGUGAUAGGAUCUUCUCUUUCUUGCAAGCACGACAAUAGAGCUUUAUGGAUAGAAGUAUUGGAGAAGUUAAGGAAAGCUCCUUUGGGGAAAGUCCGAGAAUCGUUGAUGAUAAGUUAUGAAGAAUUAGAGAAAGAACAAAAACAAGUGUUUCUGGAUAUAGCAUGCCUUUUUGUCCAGGAAGAUAAAACUUACCCAAUUUUCAUGUGGAGUGAUUGUAACUACUAUCCUAAUUAUGCAAUUGAUGUCCUUCUUCAUAGGUCCCUGAUAAAAGUUGAAAGCGAUAUCAAAUUCCGGAUGAAUGACCAAGUACGAGACCUUGGAAGGCACAUUGUCCAGGAAGGGGAUUCAACAAAUUUCUGCCCCAUCAACUUGGUUGUGCUCGACCUGUCCAGUAGCAACAUCACAGAAAAAUGGGGUGGAUGGACUCAAAUUCAGAGGGCAAAAAAGCUGAAAGCUUUAGACCUGAGAAACUGUAAAUGCUUAACAAGGACACCUGACUUGGCAAACUUCGUGGACUUAGAGAUAUUGAUCUUGGACUUGUCAUGUACUCGUAUUUCCGGAUUGCCAGCCACAAUCACUUAUCCAUCUCACCUAGAAGAGUUACAUGUCCGGGAUUGUAGGGAUCUUACGGGUGAAAUCCCAGAUGCAAUUGGUAGACUAUCCUGCUUGAGGAUCUUGGACUUCUCUGGUACUUGCAUUUCUGGUUUGCCCGCCACGAUCAGUUUUCUCCCUUGCCUUAAAGAACUUGGGUUGAAGGAGUAUAAGCUCAAGGCUCCUUACCAGUUAGAGGAACUUAUGUCCCCUUGGAAGAUUGUAGAAUCCAUCCACCAGCUUCCAUCUAGUUUGUCAACCUUGCAUCUCACGGAUAUACCGCCACCGCAGCAAUUUUCCAACUUCAUGAACCUGUCGAGUCUCUCCAUUUCUAGCUGCUCAAUGGCACAUCUCCCAGAGCUUGAACACUUGAAGAAGUUAAGGGAAUUGUCCAUAAAAGUGUGUCCAUCCCUCGAGAGAAUACCAGAUCUAUCAUGCUUGAAGAGUCUAGAAACCUUGUAUUUGUCUGAACUAGGAAGUCUUGUUGCGAUACAAGGUCUGGAGGAGUUGGAAUCCUUGGAGUCACUACAGAUCAUCUGCUGUGAGUCAUUAGAAGGAUUACCUCAACUAUCGAAGUUGGUAAAGCUCAAAUCUUUUGAGCUACACGAUUGCCAAGUGCUGCAAGCCAUCGAGGGUCUCGGUUGCUUACAACGUUUGAAGCAUUUGACUAUUCUGGGUUGCGUGUCCCUGAAACGGUUGCCUGAUUAUCCGAGGUCCACCAAGCUAGACACUGAUUGGAAAGAACCAGAAACAUCAAGUGCUGGUUAG
Molecule: messenger RNA, 2523 nt
Organism: Eucalyptus grandis
Lineage: Eukaryota; Viridiplantae; Streptophyta; Magnoliopsida; Myrtales; Myrtaceae
Product: TMV resistance protein N-like
Exons: 6
Coding region: 1-2523 (840 amino acids)
Biological process (GO): signal transduction; defense response
Molecular function (GO): ADP binding
Source: RefSeq, a predicted model, not a curated record